GAGAGAGAGAGGGAGAAUGAGUUACCUACUACUGAGAACGCUGACGAAGAAGCAAGAAGUGGACUCCAUAAUCAGAGACACCAUCGACAAAGUCCUCGUCCUCCGCUUCGGCCGUUCUCCCGAUCAGGCCUGUCUCCUUCUCGACGACGUCCUUGCUAAAUCUGCUCGUGAAGUUUCCAAGUUCGCGAGCAUCGCUCUCGUUGAUAUUGAUUCUGAGGACAUUCAAGUUUACAUCAAAUAUUUCGACAUUUCGUUGAUUCCGUCGACGGUUUUUUUCUUCAAUGCUCAUCAUAUGAAGAUGGAUUCUGGUACCGCGGAUCAUACUAAAUGGGUUGGUGUAUUUCGCCAAAAGCAGGAUUUCAUCGACGUUGUAGAGGCAAUAUUUAGAGGGGCCAUGAAAGGCAAGCUGAUUGUGAAUUGUCCGCUGCCACCUGAUCGAAUUCCGAAAUAUCAGUUAUUGUACAAAGAUAUAUAAAAAUUCUCCAGGCCGUAGAGAGGCGCAUUUGGAGUUAAAAGGCAUUUUGUUCAGCAUGCCAGCUAUGUUUAAGAUUCCUUAAGCGUAAGAUUUAUGGGCUUUUCUUGUGGCAUGAGCUACUGGAACUAUCUGGAAGAAGCGUAAGAUUGAUAACUUUACUCUCAGAGACCGAAGAAAGAGUUAAAAUUAGUGUUGUGAUAUGAGGAGAUUUUUGGACUUCUGUUAUGUGAAGAAACAUGUUCAUUGCAUUUUCGGAGAUGUCAACCACGUAUAUACUAGAAGCCGCUAUGAGACCCUGCACAAUUUAUUCUAUGUUUUUUCUUUAUUUUUUGUUAAAGUUGAAUAUUUUUUACCCUUGUGAUAUGAUAAAGUUAAAUAUUUUUUAUACCCUUAUGAUCUGAAGUGACAUAAUU
Morus notabilis is the source of this 888-nucleotide messenger RNA. Its product is annotated as thioredoxin-like protein 4B. Gene Ontology annotation, cellular component: U4/U6 x U5 tri-snRNP complex; spliceosomal complex; U5 snRNP. The coding region runs from base 17 to 475 and encodes 152 amino acids. NCBI's taxonomy places the organism in Eukaryota, Viridiplantae, Streptophyta, Magnoliopsida, Rosales, Moraceae. Gene Ontology annotation, biological process: mRNA splicing, via spliceosome. The transcript is spliced from 5 exons. The record is from RefSeq and is a predicted model, not a curated record.